Sebastes umbrosus (honeycomb rockfish) is the source of this 862-nucleotide messenger RNA. RefSeq names its product erythroferrone-like. The record is from RefSeq and is a predicted model, not a curated record. Bases 66 to 365 code for a protein of 99 amino acids. The transcript is spliced from 3 exons. Lineage: Eukaryota; Metazoa; Chordata; Actinopteri; Perciformes; Sebastidae. Gene Ontology annotation, molecular function: hormone activity.
GAGCUGCCGUCUGUCUGUCCGUCCUCCAUCAGUUUGAAUACUGAGCUGUUGCAUCCAGAUGAAAUAUGAAACCAGUCAGUCUAACAGCUGAACUUUGUGUGUCAGAGUCAGGUGACAGAGUCCAGGUGAGACUCAGAGACAGCGUGAGAGCAGCGAUCUGCAUCGAGUCGCUCUGCCAGAGCAACCUCUCCGUAGAGUCUGUGAUGGGCGUGGCGGCUGCUGGAGGAACAUUCAGCAUCUUACUGACAGGAACGCUCUACCUACAGGCCGGCGAGUACGUGUCGGUGUUUGUGGACAACGCCACCGGCUCGGCCAUCAGCGUCCUGCAGGACUCUCUGUUCUCUGGGAUGCUGCUGGGAGUCUGAACGCCUGGUGAUGUCAUCACAGCGGAGGUGUGACAUCACUCUCACAGAGCAACACGUCAUUGCCUGAUCUCUGGAGUUUUAUCUAUGCGGUGACAUCGUCGUUUCUCUGGCUGAGGUCAGAGAUCAAAUGAUCUUCUGAAAGCUGAACUUUCAUCUUAAUGAGGUCAUCUAGUGGACGUUAGUGGACGUUCUUCUUCUAUUCCACUGAUCUCUGGACGGAUGAUAAUGAUAUUAUCAUAUUUAUCAUGUUAUUACAUCUCUAUAUUUAAGAGUUGCCAGUAUUCUGUUUUUCUAUCGGAGGUUUUUAUCUUUUGUCAAAGCAGUUUUAUCAGUGAAUGUAUUCUUAAGUGUCCUUCUACAUAUAACCGACCAUCACAGACACAGAGAGUCUGUACAGAUCUAAUGAUUGUAUGAUGUCUGCUUCCGUUUUACUUUAAUAUUAAUAUUUAUUCUCUGGAUGUUGUGAAUAAUUCUGAUAAUAAAAGCGUUGUACUUGC